Molecule: messenger RNA, 3996 nt
Organism: Pelobates fuscus (common spadefoot toad)
Lineage: Eukaryota; Metazoa; Chordata; Amphibia; Anura; Pelobatidae
Gene: PPP2R1B
Product: protein phosphatase 2 scaffold subunit Abeta
Exons: 15
Coding region: 74-1843 (589 amino acids)
Biological process (GO): protein dephosphorylation
Cellular component (GO): protein phosphatase type 2A complex; cytoplasm
Molecular function (GO): protein phosphatase regulator activity; protein binding
Source: RefSeq, a predicted model, not a curated record
CCGAUCCCCUGGUCCUCCUUUCAUUCUGCCCGGACCGGAAAUCGCCCAGGUAGACGGAGCUGCGGCCGGGAAGAUGGCGGGAGCGGACGGAGAUGACUCGCUGUAUCCGAUUGCCGUGCUCAUCGAUGAGCUGAGGAAUGAGGACGUGCAGCUGCGUCUUAACAGCAUUAAGAAGUUGUCUACUAUAGCCUUGGCCUUGGGUGUUGAGAGAACCAGAACAGAGCUUCUUCCUUUCCUGACCGAUACCAUAUACGAUGAAGACGAGGUGCUCUUGGCUCUUGCGGAACAGUUGGGCAGCUUUACCACCCUCGUGGGAGGUCCUGAGUUUGUCCACUGCCUGCUGCCUCCCUUGGAAAGCUUAGCUACUGUUGAAGAGACAGUUGUACGAGACAAGGCAGUGGAUUCAUUGAGGAAGAUCUCUCAUGAACAUUCUCCUGUCGACCUUGAAGCUCACUUUGUGCCCCUGGUUAAAAGACUAGCCAGCGGAGACUGGUUCACUUCUCGUACUUCUGCAUGUGGUCUUUUCAGUGUGUGCUAUCCCAGGGUGUCUAGCACCGUGAAGGCAGAGAUAAGACAGCACUUCCGAAACCUGUGCUCAGAUGACACACCCAUGGUACGGCGUGCUGCUGCGUCCAAACUGGGCGAGUUCGCAAAAGUCCUUGAACUUGAAUAUGUGAAAAAUGACAUAAUUCCACUCUUUACCAACCUGGCUUCAGAUGAGCAAGACUCUGUGCGUCUCUUGGCAGUGGAGGCCUGCGUCAGCAUUGCUCAACUGCUUCCCGAAGAAGACCUGGAGGCUCUGGUGAUGCCAACAUUACGGCAAGCAACGGAAGACAAAUCCUGGCGUGUCCGCUACAUGGUAGCAGACAAAUUUUCAGAACUUCAGAAAGCAGUUGGUCCAGAGAUCACAAAAAACGACCUUGUUCCCGCUUUUCAGAACCUGCUGAAAGAUUGUGAGGCAGAAGUUCGGGCAGCAGGAGCCCAUAAAGUUAAAGAAUUCUGUGAAAAUUUGCCAGCCGAUGGAAGAGAGACAAUCAUAAUGAAUCACAUUCUGCCCUAUAUAAAGGAGCUGGUUUCGGACACCAACCAGCAUGUUAAAUCUGCUUUGGCCUCUGUAAUCAUGGGAUUAUCCACAAUUUUAGGCAAAGAUAAUACAAUUGAACAUCUCCUACCUCUGUUCUUGGCUCAGCUGAAAGAUGAGUGUCCCGAAGUACGAUUGAACAUCAUAUCGAACCUGGACUGUGUGAACGAGGUGAUUGGAAUCCGCCAGCUUUCUCAGUCUCUCCUUCCAGCCAUUGUGGAGCUUGCUGAGGAUACAAAAUGGCGGGUGCGACUAGCAAUCAUAGAGUACAUGCCACUCCUUGCUGGCCAGCUGGGUGUGGAAUUCUUUGAUGAAAAGCUAAAUUCUCUGUGCAUGGCUUGGCUUGUUGAUCAUGUUUAUGCCAUCCGAGAAGCUGCCACAAACAAUCUCAUGAAGUUGGUGGAGAAGUUUGGUGCAGAGUGGGCCCAGAAUACAAUUGUUCCCAAAGUUUUGGCCAUGGCAAAUGAUCCCAACUAUCUUCACAGAAUGACAACCCUUUUUUGUGUUAAUGCCUUGUCUGAAACCUGUGGGAAAGAUAUAACCACGAAGCUGAUGCUUCCAAUUGUUUUAAAAAUGGCAGCUGAUCAAGUGGCAAAUGUGCGUUUUAAUGUGGCUAAAUCACUGCAAAGAAUAGGACCAGUACUGGAUAGCAACACGUUGCAGUCUGAGGUCAAGCCUGUAUUGCAGAAGCUUGGGCAGGAUGAGGACAUGGACGUGAAAUACUUUGCCCAGGAGGCAUUGACCGUUCUUGCAUUGGCGUAACGAAGAUGCUGGUGAUCCCCACCCCCAUUGUUUGUUCAGUAUGUAGUAAAACAAUUGUUUUGAAACUCUGCGGAACAACCUUUCAAGACCUCAAUUCUACAAAUGGCAACUACUGUUGGAAGACCACAUUCCCUCACAUGUGCCUCUUCUAAAAGACUUAUUUCAUUGUGUUAUUAUUUUUUCUUUUUAAAUGUGAUGGUUUUUUUUUUUGUUUGGUUUUUUUUAACAUUAUUUAUGAAUUUCCAAAUCACUUCGGUGCAGUUUAAUGGAAGUAGUAUUUACUGGUGGUGGUCAGUUCAACAACUAGGCAUCCGAAGAUAUUUUAAGUAACAAUAAAAUCAGACAAUACUUAGAAUAUGUGGAUUCUGGUAACAACUGCCUUAAAAUAUCACCUUAAGACGCCAUCAAUGUAAUCUUUAUUUUUGUUAAAUCACUUACCAACAUAGACAUCAUGUAAGCAGUAAGUUAAACACUGGUGUUGCAUUUAAAAUCUUCCCCUUUUUAUGUCACAUCUACAAAUAACUACAGCCUCCUUCCACUGACAGUUGGCAUUUACUACUGAAAUCUCACGAUUAGCAAAAGUUACUAUAGUGUCCCAUCUAUCUAGGUGCUCCUGCCCCCAAUGUGUGAGGGUUUGAAAGGGUGAGUAUUCCUUACCUUUUAGCUCUCGCUGCCAUUUUUACUAUUUGGCUGAGAUAAUCAGUGUUGAAGAUCUCAGCCAAUCCAAUGCUAUCCCAUUGGGAGGCUAGAGUGCAUUAGUGGCAAAACGCGGUGCUGUGCCAAUCAAAUGAGCACCAUUUGAUCUAUAACCAAGUUUUACACGGUUAUAGCAGAGGAAGCAGCCAGGUGACUGUCAAGGAAAAGCAGCAAUGUUUUACAUUGCAGGCUUGAGUAGACAAGGGCACUGCACCAAGACCACUUUUUUGAGAUGAGGUGGCCUUAGUUGUCAUUAGUGUCCCCUAAGUGCAAAAUCCCUUUUCAUGCGUCAUUGAUAUCGUUGCACUUGUGCCUGCUGAAACAGACAAUACGUCAUGUCCGCAAGAUAAUAGAGUAAAUGUGAGCUGGCACAGGAAGUAGGCAAAAAAGACAUGGAUAAACCUUUAAACACAAGAAGAGUGUUCUUUAACUCACCGGUUGAAUUAGUUUUACAUUGUCAUUAAUGCAUUUUAACUAGAUAUAUUAAUAAACUUGACAUAAAACAGAUCAGUUUUCCUGUAAAUAUGGUCAUUUAUGGAGGAUCAUACUGCUGUAAAAUAGAGGGAACCGUUUGGUGGCUCAGUUAAGGAAAUUUACAAAUUAAUUAACCACCACUUAAUUCCUUUAUCAGAUUAAAUUGUAACCUCUCCCCUGAUGCUUUGAGCAUUAUGGGAAAUGUAGUCCAUGAUAUCUGGAGUGCCGAAGGUUGCCUAUUCUUGCCAUAUUCUAUAGAGAAGCAGGAGGUGGGACUUAACUAAGGUGGGUUAAAAUGUGUAUGUAAAGUCUGAACUUAUCGAACUUAAUGCCGUCCUGAAAAGAAGCCUUUUUAUGUUCUAAGGUUUCCAGCCGUAAAUGGUUAACUUACUAGAACCUAGUUCUUCGGAAAGCAACAAUGAUUUCACUGGGAAAUUGUUUUGCAUUAAACAUAAAAAAUGUUGUGACUUUACUUAACGUGUUGCAAACGAUGUGCAUUUUAAUAUUCAAUCUUUUAUUUGUUGCCGCCAUAUCCCAUGCCAUAGGAGAGGCCCUUGAAGUCUGUCUAGUAUAACUGUUUUACUGUUGGCUGAAGUUAAAUAGUUAAUGAACAAUGAUUUUCAUGCUUGUUUUGCAUGUAUGGCAUGAUCAGGGUUAACACCUGCCGACUGCUUAGCAGUGUGUUUUCGGGUCACAAUUUAGUUUCCGAUCUCCUUGGCGGAGAACACAGCAUUUUAUCUCUAUAUACAUUAGCUAGCUGGUCUGCUUUGCACCUGAUGCCUGGACAAAAGUUGCAUUUGUUUUGCAAAGUAUGUACUUCCCCUCUGCACUUGAAAUGUCGGAACAAAGCUGUCACUAAAUUACAAAACAAAACUGAGGUUCUUUUACUUUGGGACAUUCCUUGAAGGUUAACUCAAUAUUGACUGUAGAAAUUGUCAUGUAUGUGCUUGAUGAAAAAGGAAAUAAAACAUUAUUCAACUCGC